Rhineura floridana is the source of this 8371-nucleotide messenger RNA. RefSeq names its product proline rich membrane anchor 1 (gene PRIMA1). The record is from RefSeq and is a predicted model, not a curated record. The transcript is spliced from 6 exons. Lineage: Eukaryota; Metazoa; Chordata; Lepidosauria; Squamata; Rhineuridae. The coding region runs from base 869 to 1342 and encodes 157 amino acids.
CUGCCUCUGCUGCUCUCCCGCCGUGCCCUCCUCCCCUCCCCACUCUACCCCAGGAGUUGCGCUCCCCCUCCUCCCCGUCCCCUCCUCCCUCGGCUUCAAGGCUCUGCAGGAUGAUGGACAGCUGAGGAUCCGCGGCUCCCGCGAGCCGUGCGAGCAAGCCGACCGGAGCAAACAAUCCCACUACUUCCAGUGAAGGAAGGGCAGCUUUUGCCGCGGCGGGAGCACUUCAGCCUUUUGCGGGGGGAGGCAGAGAGUCACAGCCGAGGGAGGAGUUGAGCCACCCCGCGAGGUACCUUCCCUGGCACUUUUUUUUUUUAGUGGUCUUUCUGAAGCCUGCUUCGCUGUUGUUGUCGCCGCCGUUGCAGGGAGAGGCAAAGAGCUUUGGAGCAAAGAGGCAUCGGGGCUUGGAAGAAGGAGAGAGGCUGUCGAGGGGGAGUCUUUGGCCGCCCCUCUCGCCCCCGACCACUUUAGGAGCAAGGGCCCACUCUGCAGGCGGAACCCGCUGGUUCUCCUUGGUGCGUCUCUGCCCGUGACAGCCGCCACAAAAAUCUCGCUCCGCUGUUUUUCGUUGGAGCCAGCUUCCUUCACUUCCCCCCAUUCACCCCCUCUUCGCCCCGCCCUCUGCCGCCGCCGCUCCUCGGAUACUGGGAUACGUAUGCAAGGCUCGGCUUUCCACCAUCCAGCGUUUGCUUGGAGGGGAUCCUUUCUCCCUCCAGAAAGGAGGUUCCUCCUCUUUCUCCGCAGUCAACUCCAGCAGCAUGUAAAAGGAAGCGCCAGCAACGGCUUCUUUCUGUUGAGACGCGGCCCCUUCCGUCCCCAACGGUAACACAGGUUGUGAGGAGAAGUCCCUGCUUCCUCCAGAGGAGUGAUGCUAAUCAGAGAAGUUUUGCUGCUCCUUCAAUGCUGCUGGCCUUCCCUGCUGCUGCCCUGGACCCUCCAUCCCAUCUGGGGCUUCAUUCAGAUCACUCAGGGUGAACCCCAGAAAACAUGUUCCAAGCCUGUAGCAGAGAAGGUGACAGACAGUUGCCAACAGAUCUGCCAAUGUAGACCACCUCCAUUACCACCACCACCUCCUCCUCCACCACCGCCAAGGUUGCUUGGGGUUUCAUCUCCCACGGUUCCCAUUUGCCCUGCUAGAGAGACGUGGUGGCCAGGCCCAGUGAUAAUUAUUGCAGCAUGCUGUACCAUACCAGUGUUCCUCUUUCUAGUUUUCAUCAUUUGCUACAAAGCCAUAAAAAGGAAACCACUGAGAAAAGAAGAGAACGGAACAAGUCAAGCUGAAUAUGCAAUGACCUCUUCCCAAAACAACAGGACAGUUGAUGCUAACAAUGCAGUGGUAUAAUUUCUGAGACCUCCCCUUGAGUAGCAAACAUUAAAAAGCACACACGGCGUAUGCAAGGUGGGUGACAUGCAGCAAUGAGGGAAGCCCUGUGGCUGAGGACUUCAUUUGAGAAAUAGUGCACGCACCAGUUAUUCCAAGAAGAGAAGCAGACGACUCCUGUUUGGCUACUUGAGUGUCACGAAGGGACGGAUAAGCUUGCCUGUUGGGGCUACUCUGAGAAAAGACCUCACAAAGGCAUACUCACUGCAUGCCACAUUAGUUAAAAACAACAUCACGAUGCCCCUAGCUGCUUCCUUUUGUUCCGUUCCAUUCCAUUCCUCCUUAUUUUUGAAUGAAAGUUCAUUUAAAAAAAACCUUCAGUAGGAUCCUUUGAUGGCAAAGGUGAUCUGUCCACGGCAACAACCUAUAGUAAUUGGGUCUGAAAACUCAAGCUUUACCUGCAUGGCUUUGCAUUUUACUUUAUUGCUUAGUGCUCACCACCACCACCCAUUCUGAAUUGUGAUUGCAUUGUUAAAGUGGGAGAGUUUCCAUUGAUCCCCCCGCAAGGCAAACUCUCAGCAUAUUGCAUGAUGUCAUGAAAUGCACACCUACUUCUACAGCCUGGUGACUAUGCAGUUUCCACAGCUGGAGACUUUUCAGACAGAAAGUAGUCACAGUACGAUCCGUAGCACUUAGCAUUGCUAAUCAAAGAGAAAAUUAUUCUAGGUAAUAACAUUCAAAGGUGCUUUGAAUACUGUUUAACCCACAAUCAGUCUUAUUUUCCGUUUUGUUACCAUGUGGCAUUUUUGCCUAGGUUUAAGAAGUUCCAAAUUUGUGUUGCUCAGUUAACAAUUUUGCACAAUUUUGCACAUAUAUUUACAUCACACAGACCUGUAGGCAGGAUCUCUCUCUAGAAUGGCUUUAAAAAGAUUCAGGUUUGAAUGUGGAAGGAGACUGACUACAAUGAAAACUGAAGUCCUCCUUGCCCUCCUUGUAAGCUCAGAUUUUGUGUUUCCUGAGCCACUCCUCCAAGGGACUUCUGAAUAAAGGACUCUCUGCUUUAGGGAGAAAGCUGUGAAUGCUCAGUCCUCUCUCUUGACAAGGGACUGCCAACUGUGCCAAAUUAUAUGUGAUAGCUCUGUGUUGUCCCAGUUUGUGAUAAGGACUGCAAAUGACUUAGAAGCCAAAUCUGUCAAACCCAUUUACCUUAUUAGGUUUAGUCACUUUAAUUUCUUAAAAGAAAAAAGUCAGUGUUCAGAAACUGGUAUCUGCCCACAUCUGGAUUAAGAAGGUAACCUCCCGCCUCAUGUCUGUAUUUCCUCUCUUAUGCCUUCAUUUGUCUCUGUUCCAAGAGCCGCAUCAGCAAAAACCAAAAUGUGCCACACUCUGGCUUCUUGUCUUGCUGUCAAGCAUCAGUGAUACUCUGUCUUUGUGUCUUCAAGCAAUCCAAACCAAACCGCCGUAGCACCGUUUGAAUAGAAUCACUGCAUUUUGUCAAUGCAGCCCAUUAGUGCUGGGAAACUAGUGUCCCGGCUCAUUUAAUCCAAGGAUGGGCCUAGUCUAAACCUAUGUCAAGACUCCAAAGAGUUAAACCCCAGUCCAAAGCCCCAUAUCUGUACCAGUGUUUACGUAGACUUCCUGGGAGUGCAGGCUGCCAUUCGUGUCAACACUGGAGUUAUAGGGAAAUUCUUAUUAGCAGAUACGGAGGAUGUCUUGUGUGCUGGAUCACCACCACCACCAUCAUCCCCAGCAAGGUCACUGGAUCAUGGUGUCAAAGUCAAUUGUAAAAGAUAAUAUCCAACUAAGCCAUACCUACAAUGAAAAAAUGAAAUGGACUGCCUUCAAGUCGGUUCCGACUUAUGGCGACCCUAUGAAUAGGGUUUUCAUGGUAAGCAGUAUUCAGAGGGGGUUUACCAUUGCCUUCCUCUGAGGUUGAGAGGUAGUGACUGGCCCAAGGUCACCCAGUGAGCUUCAUGGCUGUGUGGGGAUUCAAAUCCUGGUCUCCCAACACCUUAACCACUACACCACACUGUAGAGGUCCAACACCUUAACCACUACACCACAUUGUAGAGCCAUUAAAAUGAAUGAGCUUAAACUAUUCCCUUGAUUUCAGUGGGUCUGCUCUGAGUAUGACUAACAUUGGCUAUUAACCCGAGUGUUCAGUAGUCAGCCCAUAAAUUCAAUAGGAAGGAUCUGUGAUAUCUGGAGUCUUAAGGGUCUGGUCAACCAGUAUUUUUCUAAGGAAGACUCUGUAAUGGCAGAGCAGGUGUUGGGCCCAAAUAUGUCCAUGCCACAUACAUCUCUAUGUGGGGUGUCUCUCGUGUAAUGAGCUGCUUCUCAGUAUCUUUCUUAAAAGAUGAAAGGCAAUGGGGAAAGAGUGCACACGAAAGCCCAAGACUAACCCCAUUGUUGCCUCAUAGAAUUCCUCUAUUGAAAAGUAGCCUAGGGAUGGGGGAGAAAUUCAAUUGCGGUUGCAUUUAAAGCCUGAUUGACCAAAUUCUCACUUUUUGAAACAAUAUGAGAACUGACACACAAAUUCAAACUUCUCUGAAUUUUGUGAUGCAUUUCUCCAGCUAAAUAAUGUUUACAAGAAUGCAUAGAUAUUAAGGGAACAUGUGUCUAAAAAUGAAUAUAUCAGUGAAAAUAAUGUAUAAAAUGCAUUUUAGGAUAAAUUGCUUGCAAAAAUAUGUACCUUAGUCAAACCUGCAGACAAGCAUGUAUUUAUUAGGAAACAUUCACACUAAAAUGCUGAAGAAUUUUCAUGAUUUUUUUUUUAAAUUGCAAAUUGUUGCAGAAACCUGAACUCCUGAAUUUAAGAUUGGAAAAAUGAAAAAUGAAGAGACCCAAAAUUGACAAAUCCUUCUACCGAACAGGCCAUUAGAUCCAUCCUCCAUGAAAUACCUGAGAGGUUCAUGUUUGGAAUUAGUGUUUUUAUAAAAAUCCAUUUUAUGUUUCUAACUCAUGGCAGGGUUAUGUGUAGAUUUAUGUGCUCUCUAACAGGGAAAACAGAAAAAACUGCUAUUUACCCUUACGAAAGAAGUCCAUUGAGAUUUAUCCACUUACCUGUCUGACCUUUCUUCCCUGUCUAAAAAUAUAGCUAGAAAGGAUUUUAUUUUUACAUCCUUUUAAACAUCAAGACUUGCUGAAGGUAGAAUGAAAAAAUGUGACGCUCCAUGCUCCUUCUGGUUAGUUUGGUACACCUGCCUAGCUGAAAGAAAUUGUGUUCAUGAAGCACAGCGUUGCUCAAAAUCAGUUGCUGGGUUUUGGUGGUGGUGUUUUUUGACAUAAGGUUGUUUUGAUCAACAUGUUAAAAAUGGAAUCCACUGUCCCUUAAUAUUUGUAAUUGCACUUUUCCUUUAAUGCUGUUAUGGAUAUUCUCUGGGCUGGUUUGCUUUUCCUACGCUGCAAUGCUGUUUUUGGUAUAGUCAGUUCUCCCAGAUCCUUUCUGUUUUAUUGGUCCAUAGAUAUGACAUAGUGCAAAUAUUGCUAUGAUAUGCUUUAUAUGUACACAUGCUGCAAACACAACCAAUCAUUUUAAAGGGAUCUGCUGGUUACUGUAUUAGGUCACUCUGGAGAAUUAGGGGCAGCAAAUUCCAUCCAGGAGGUCAUGUCUGUCCCUGUUAACAGCUCUGCAGCAGCAAAAGGCAAUGCUGCCAUGCAGAACUGGGAGAAUACCCCUCCCCCUUUAAAGUGGAGCAAAUAGGACUCUUCUGUUUCUCCAUAGCUGGCAAUGGGGGGAGGCGGAGAAAAAGAAUAAGUUGUGGCUGCAUUCCCAUUCAGGCAAUAGUACUGUUAUAUGAGCAUAGGACGCUGCCUUGAAAUGAGGACUUACUGGUCUAUAACAACGAUCAAGAAAUAACCAGCACUAAAGAUGGCUUUAGCAUCAGCAACAGUUGACCAUAAGCUAAUAUCUAGGAGGUGAAGUACAAAAGAUGUUAAUCAAGUGGUUUGCCCAUGAGUGCCCACUUUUUCUUUCAGAAAUAGCCAGCACUGGGGUCCAAUUUGGACUGGGACCCUGUCAUGGAGGCAGGGUUUUUAGUAGUGGUCAGAUUCCUUGCAAGUCUUUUUUAACUCUGUAUGCCUCUGAACUGAUGCUCUUACAAGUUAGCCCUUACUAAAGCACCUUGAAUUCCACAUCAGGAUAUUAUUUGCAAAUAGAUUAUAUUCUAUUGUUACUGUCAAGAAUUGUAUCAUUCAGAUAUUUAUGAAGAGUAGUAAGCUGUUGUGUUGUAGCCUAUAAAAAUUCUUACUAUUUGCAUUAUUGUCCUCUUUAAUCACAGUGUUUAUAAAGAACUUCUUAGCAUAUUCUAUACAUGUGAAUGAGCAGCUCUGAAUCGUUAAAAAAUAUAUUUCAAUUUUACUUUUGUUUCUCAAAACAAACCUCAGCGAAAUUGUAUACAGUCAGAACAUGGGUCCUGUCUUUACUUUGCCAGGGAGUGAGAAGAGGGUGCUUCUGGAAUGUGUAGAAGUUUCUAUUUUUGCUAAUAUUUGGCCUCUCUCAGAAGCAGUUUUGCAAAAAUGUAUCUUAAAGUAAAGGGGUGCUUAGCCUGUAGCCUGCCAGAUGCUAUUGGAUGACAUCUUCCAUCAUCCCUGACCAUUGGCCAUGCUGGCUAGAACUGAUGGUUGCUGAAGUCCAACAACAUCUGGAGGGCCACAAGUUCCUUGUUCUUGUUAUAUCAUGUUCUGAUGUGCAGGCACAGUAGCUCAUAGGAUCAGUCAAGAUGAGAAUCCCAUCAUAAACGAGAAUGGCAUGUACUAUUGGUUCUGCUGAUGGUUGACCCUAGGGAUGCCUGCGGAAUUCUAUACAAAGUGUGACCUGAUCCACAUUUGUGUGGAUUGGAACUUAGCUCUCCAUCAGAUUUUGCAUCUCUCUGAAUGUGGUGACACAAUUCUUGGCAAUUCAAACACAUCAAAAUACACAAUUAUAAUUUAAGAAAAAUACAUAUUUAUAUAUGUAUUUUCAGAUGGUUUUUUUUAAAAAAAAAACACAGAUUAAUGCAAAAACAUAACAGAAGGCAAAGCUGAAUUCUCAAAGAAGACCUGUUGUAAUCCAUGGGCAUGACUAACUUAAGUCUGAUCAUUUCAGUGGGUCUAUUCCAAGAAUGACUUUGCUGGAUACAACUCAUAAGUUUUGGUAAAAACAUGCAAAAGUAACACAAGAAAUAAAUUCAUUCAUUGCUAGUCAAACAGAACCAUAGCACUAGGCACAGUUUCUAGUGGCUUAUUUCUUAACCUUAGAGCAGAUUUGGGAAAACCGGAAGCCCUCCAGAUGUUGUUGACUUCUACUCCCAUCAGCCAAUGGUCAGGAUUGAUGAGAGCUGGAGUCCAGCAAUACCUGAAGGACCAAAGGUUAGCCACCCCUUCUUUAGGGAUCUCCCUCUAACAUAAGCACAACAAUGUUGGGUUUUGCCUAACACUAAGGGAAAUGUCAUGGUGAAUGAUGGGCAGAAUUUCAAGGCUCUUCUCCAUGCAAUGCCAUUUUGGCGGAAGCAACGUGAAGCAGUGUCAUUAUACUUCAAGCAGGCCAGGCUUUUGUAAAACACAUGAAGUAUACAAGGAAGCACACAUAAAAGGCAGUGUUCAAGUGUGAUCAAAACAUUCAGAGGAACAUGGCAGAGCCCUGAGACUUAAAGGUGGAGGUGGAGGGACACAUGUCUACAUGAACCCCUCCCCCCCCCAAAAAAAACCCCACUGUAACAUGAAAAAAGCUAGCUUUGCAGAUUGGCUCCCUGACAUUUACAUAGUGUUCAGAGAUCUGGUUUUAUUUUUUACAGCGAGGAGUAAAAUCACACACUUCCCACACCAGCAAGGCAAGUUAUGGGCAAGUUAAGUGAUGCCUUCAAGAGCUGACCUCUGCAGCUUGCAAUAUAACUAGUCUUUUUGUUUGAAACCACACCAUUUGGUCGCAAAGCUUCCAUAAAAACUUGGAAAGCUUUCCAUGAAAUACCAGCGAAAUAUACAAGUCCUGACAGAUAAAAGCUUCUUUACAAUGGGGACCUAUUACACUGAAAAGAAAGCAAUUUAUGUGAUUUAAAUUUAAUGUUUUUUUCUCCAAAACUAGAUGCUGAUACCUAGGGAGCAUGUAGUGAGCAAGCUUUUCAGUUGGGUAUAUCCUAGCAUUGCUCUACCUAAGUCCAGCUGAUUGUGUGCCACAAUUUGACCCAAAGAACUAAGGUUUCCAUGUUUUACAACUUCUUUACUAUGAUAAAAAGAUUUAUGGCAUAGAUAUACAUAGAGGGCAUGGUCCAGCCAAAGUCAAGCACUUUGAAUCCCAUUUAUGUCAGUGGAUGAAUAGAACAAAGCAUGUUUUUAAACAAAUCUUCUCUUGAAAUGGGGCUUAACAGUGCUUAAAUUUGUCUGGGUGUUAGCCAUAUAUUAUAUAAACAUGGACCUGAAUCUCCAUUGCCUCACACUUUGCAAUUCAGUUUGCACCAUGCAAGAUGGAUAUAAAUCUGUCCUGAUACCCAUUUUGUACUUGCUCUGCACAGAUAUAUACAAUAACUCAUAGUCCAAGGCAAUGGAGAAUCAUGACUGUUAUAAAUUUUUAUAUAUUCUUUACAACCCUCCCUGCAUCUCUGCAAACAAACUAAAAUAUAUGAUUUUUAAACUGCAAAGAUAGUGUGUUAAAAGCUAAUGCAUGAAUGUAAAUACUCUUAAGGUCUGCCUUCUUAACUGUAUACCAUGUGUACAGAUUAAACAGCUGUUGUUCAUGGGAAAUCUGUACCCUUGGUUAAUUGACUAAAGAGAAUGGCCAUGAUCCAGAGAAUUUCUUUAGAAAAACACACACAUACAAGCACCUCAUGCAUUCACCAAGGUAGAUGCUUUGGGGAGGGGAAGCUCAGAAAUCACACUGUGCGCAUAGAGCUCAUUGGAUCAUGGCCAAAAUCAAUUUCAGAGUUAAUGUUAUCAUGUUUCUAAGACAAGCCAUUAAAGUAUAGUUAACAUUUAAGAAUAUGAUCUGUACCAAAAAAAAGCCCAAAUCUGUGUUACAUAUACAUCUUGUGCAGUACCCUAUUUAAAAAGGCACCGUAACUAAUUUUUAUUUUAAAU